Messenger RNA from Ostertagia ostertagi, 1689 nucleotides. The record is from the annotation of a GenBank genome assembly. Lineage: Eukaryota; Metazoa; Nematoda; Chromadorea; Rhabditida; Trichostrongylidae.
AUGCUCCGAAGUACAUAUUCUCUUCAACUGCAUCCAUCAAUUUUCAGGCGAAAGUCCGACCAAGUACCUGGAUCAACUGGACGUAAAUUUUCACUGUCUCCGCUAGGUAUUCGCAACCCAUCGUCGGUGGUCGCCUACGAUUUUUCGUUCCCAAACCACGGCAUUCAGCUAGUGUCGUUCCAGUCACACGAGUCUGUUGAGGAAGCUAUCAUUUUGACGGAAUGCUCACUUUCUACAACUAAUGUUAAUCGCGUCAUGUCUGAAACACUGGCAACAAGUAUUCCUCCAGACGUUGUUGACGCCGGCCACGGCGAUCGAAUUCCUACAGGAUUCUCAUCUACGCAUUCGCUGAACUUGAUUGGAGAUGAAGUCGACGAUGGCACCCAGUCGUUCGUCUCCUUCGAUCCGAUGGCUGGUGAGGAUCACGUUAGCGUACCUGUCAUACACGGAUCUGAUCCAAUGAUUGCUUCACUGGGAUGCAGAAAACAUUCUUUACAAGAAAUGAAAGCAAUUCAUUUGCAUCAACGGUCAUUUUCUGCUGAAGAUACGUCGUGCAACAAAGAAAAUCAUUGUAACAGUGCUCCCAUCCAGAAUGGGCUCUCCUUAAAAGGAAUGCAGGACAACGACUCGGGCAAUAUAAGUGGUAAUGUCGAAUUUUCCAUCGACACUUCCGGUGACAUACACAGUUCCGAAAAGGCCGAGCCUUCAGAACCAACAAUUGUUGUAGAGGAUGAUCAAACACUGAGAUAUGACAUAGAUUCUCUUCAAGAAGAGGAAAUACGUCGAAUUGAAGAGGCUGCUAACAGUCUAACUGAUGGCUUGGAAUUACCACGCGCAUCUGAGCUUCCUACUUCUUCUAUUGAUGGCGAUUGUUGCGUAACGCCGACCGUUCUCCUUGACGAAUCAAUGAUUCCGCUUGUUGGAACACCUCAUCCUAUGGCUUACAUCCCAAUGGAGGACGUGUUUACGUUUGUCGAUCGUCGUUCUAAUCAGGAGCUCCCUGCGAUCACAGAGGAGAUCGAGGAUCAUACCCUCCGACGUCGACGAUACACUAGAAGUUCAUCUUUUGAGGGCCGCUCGCGAAACUCCUCCACUGGUAAGCUUCCUGAAGGAGUAGAACUUCCACCUGAACCGACUCGAACGCAAUCGGAGGCACAAAUAGUAGCCGAGCUGGAGUAUCCGCCGUAUGAUCCGUAUGAAAUUCCCGCAGGCCCAUUACACAGGCGAGCAAUUAGUGACAACAUGGGAGUUCCGUCGGAUCGACGAAGUGAGCUACACCGAACGCAAGAAAUGGAGGAGAUCGAUCGUGUUGGCAACGAUGUGGAAGUGCAGUUGCGGGCGCAAAGGCCUGUGGGUCGUGCGAGUUCCGUCGUAUCGAACAGAUGUCAGAGUCAAGUGUUCCUUCCACAAAUUGGUCCUGGGGACAGUGCGGCAUCAGCUCCAGUGUUGGAUCGGAACAUGAGCUCAUCGGAUCCAUCUGUCAAUGAGGAGAACACGUCAAAGUCACGAGAAUGUCCUCCACCGGUUGUUCUCCCCCGAAAGGCGUCCUCGAUUCAUAAUGAAUCGUGGAAGAAACAGUGCGCGGCUGAGACUCCGGUUCAAGCGGUGAGUUCUCGAAUAUUCAUAAAAUUUUUAAUUGAGACUUACAGAGUUUUAGGAAAUCAAGUACAUGUAUUUCAUGGAUAUGGA